UUAUCCACUGGAAUGACUUGUCUCCAGAAACUGUCGCCAACCCUGGGAAUUUUAAAGGAGAGAUUGGACAACCAUUUGUCUGAAAUGGUAUAGAGAUUUCUGCUUGAGCAGGAGGUUGGACUAGAAGACCUCCAAGGUCCCUUCCAAUUCAGUUAUUCUGUUAAAAAGAAAGGGAGAAGUCUUCUAUCUGAGGAGAGUUCAAGAAAUGGGAGGAGAUCUGGGGUUGGUGCCAAAGUUAGACAAUUUCUGUGGAUUAAAUGAACGCAGGACCUUUUCAUCUUUUAUUGACAACAUGAUUUGCACUGUUGGUGAAUAAAUAACCCAAAGGGACAGAAAAUGCAUACUAGGAAGUAUACGAUGUAUGCAUUUAUGAGAUGGAAGGGCAAGGUUGGGUAUUCAAGCUGUCAUUCUAUGCAACCGGGCUCUGCCCACCUUGAAAAAUGAUUGGACAGACAUUCCUGGGAGCACACUCAAAAUCCUGAGCAGAUCACAUCCAUGCUAGUAAUGUUUCUGAUCUGUGAACAAACUUUUUAAAAAGAAGAAUACAUUUUUGCAUUUGAGUUUUUGACUGGCACUGCUCCGAAAGGCAAAUUACCUUCUCAAGGCAGGUCCUCCACAACUCCAUGCAGAAGGUGAUUCUCCAGUAAUGAUCAGAAACAACAUUGAAGCCUCAUGGGUAAUUAAAAAGGAGUUUUACAAGUGUUUCAGAAUUUAUGGAUGCCUUGUAUGUUGUUUUGCAAGACCUCCCGGAAACACAAUUGUAUUCCUUGAAGAAGAGAUCACUUUUCUUCUAACUUUUGUGCCUAACUCAUCAUUAUGCAGCUUCUCCUGGGGCUUUUCUUCUUCUCUGUCCUCCUGACUACAGGUAGUUCCCUACAAUGUUCAUAUUGUACUGUAGUUAAUGGAUAUUGCUCUGGUGUAAAGCAAGAGUGUCCUAAUGGGACUGAUGCCUGUACGACUUACAGUUUGCAGAGUAAAGGAGACAAACAGAUAUAUGCCAACUUUGAAACUUGCACUACAAAAAAGGAUUGUAAGAAAAUGGAAGAUCUGGUAGGGAAGACUCUCCUUGAAAACGUGGCCCCCAUACGUGGUUUCGAAGGAUUUAUAGUUAAGGAGGUGGUCUGCAGCAAAGCUCCUCCCUUAUUUGCAUCGUUCUUCCCAGCAUUCCUUGGGCUCCUCCUGAUGAAGCUUCUCUUCUAAAGCUCUUCCUUCCACCCAAGAAGUUGUCCCCUUUUCUUGGCCUGUACAUCCUCUCAAGCUGAUCAGGCAGGAUCUUUGAUAUGAUGCUUAAUCUUUUCCCAAAUAGAAACCAGUUAAGCAGACAGAAAUAUAAUCAGCACCUUGGAUUGUGUGUUUGAACUAAAAAAGAUGGUGAAAUUCAAAUAAUCUCCCCAAUAAAUAAUUGGAUUACA
Molecule: messenger RNA, 1412 nt
Organism: Crotalus tigris (Tiger rattlesnake)
Lineage: Eukaryota; Metazoa; Chordata; Lepidosauria; Squamata; Viperidae
Product: phospholipase A2 inhibitor subunit gamma B-like
Exons: 3
Coding region: 817-1200 (127 amino acids)
Source: RefSeq, a predicted model, not a curated record